Brachypodium distachyon (stiff brome) is the source of this 1449-nucleotide messenger RNA. RefSeq names its product syntaxin-22. The record is from RefSeq and is a predicted model, not a curated record. NCBI's taxonomy places the organism in Eukaryota, Viridiplantae, Streptophyta, Magnoliopsida, Poales, Poaceae. Gene Ontology annotation, biological process: vesicle-mediated transport; vesicle fusion; intracellular protein transport. Gene Ontology annotation, molecular function: SNAP receptor activity; SNARE binding. The coding region runs from base 269 to 1105 and encodes 278 amino acids. Gene Ontology annotation, cellular component: endomembrane system; SNARE complex; membrane. The transcript is spliced from 7 exons.
CCCAACACCAGCACAGCACAAUUAUUAAUCACCGUGAUAACUCCUGCCCCACGAGCCGAGUCCCGGAAUCUCCAAAUCGAAAAGGAACUCCACGAGACGAAACCCAAAGCCACGACACCCAGAGAACAGGGAGGCGACGCGGCCCGCCCCAAAUCCCAAUUCCCCUUUUCAUCCGCGGCCGCGCGAUCUCUUCCCCCCAACAAAUCCUCCCCGGAAUCCCGUCUUAGCCCCGGGAGCGAGGCGCCGAUCGAUCGGACCCGGGGGCAGGAUGAGCUUCCAGGACCUGGAGGCCGGGAACGGGCCCCGCGGGGCGCCGCGGAGGAACGGCCGUUCGGCGGCGGGGGCCGGCGCCGGGGCGUCGCAGGCCGUCGCGUCGGGGGUGUUCCAGAUCAACACCGCGGUGGCCACCUUCCAGCGCCUCGUCAACACGCUCGGCACGCCCAAGGACACGCCCGACCUCCGAGACAGGAUACACAAGACACGCGCACACAUAACACAAUUGGUGAAGGAUACGUCAGAUAAGCUUAGACAAGCCAGCGAGGCGGAUCACCGGGUUGAAGUUAGUGCUACCAAAAAGAUUGCUGAUGCAAAGCUAGCAAAAGAUUUCCAAGCAGUCCUAAAAGAAUUUCAGAAAGCUCAACGAUUAUCAGCUGAAAGAGAAGCUGCAUAUGCACCGUUUAUUACUCAAGCGGGUCUGCCACAGAGCUAUAAUUCAACCGACAUGAAUAACGGUGCUGAUAAGUUGGCUGAGCAGCGCACACAGCUUCUAGAAUCAAGAAGGCAAGAGUUGGUAUUUUUGGAUAAUGAGAUUGUGUUCAAUGAGGCCAUCAUUGAGGAAAGGGACCAGGGAAUACAAGAGAUUCAGCACCAAAUCACUGAAGUAAAUGAGAUCUUCAAAGAUCUUGCUGUGCUAGUCCAUGAUCAAGGAGCAAUGAUUGACGACAUUGACUCCCAUAUUGACAAUUCUGUUGCUGCGACCGCGCAAGCAAAAGGCCAGCUUUCAAAAGCUGCUAAAACUCAGAAGUCGAACUCGUCUCUGAUAUGUCUGUUGAUGGUUAUAUUCGGAGUGGUCCUGCUCAUAGUGAUAAUAGUCCUUGCAGCCUAGCAAUUUGGAGGACACUGGGUGUCCAUAAUCUGGCCAAGCUUAGUGCGAUGAAUUCCUUCAUAAUUUAAUUUUGCUGUGCAGUCAGGAAUGUGUCCUGGUCUCCUGGAGGUUGUGAUAUGAUGGUGUAUGUGGUAAUGGUGUGCCUGGAAUGCAUGGUUUACAUAAGUAAUCAAAUAUACUUGCUUUGUGUCACUUUAGUGCCUUGUUUUUUAUACAUCCGCCCUGUUUAUAUCUGUGAUGUAGUGUCUCCGAGCGUGUGCUGUAAGAAUGCAGAGGUUGGAUUUUAUUUCAUGGGAUUUUAGUUUCUCAACUUGGUGAUCAACGAUUGCUGAAUUUUUCUUGUA